CUCCCUGUGCACAGGGGAUCGAUAUCGCCUUCAUAUAUGUUUUCUGCCACUUACGGGACCAGAGGUCGCUGCUGUCGGGCGACCACUCGCCGAGGAGGUGGACCUCCAUGUAAGUGGAGCUGGUUCAUGGAAUUCUGUAUGAAGAGGAAGAAGAUGACCAAGCUGGCGUUGCUGUUGUCGGGGCCGGAGCAUGGGCUGGAGCUCCAGCUCUAUGUGUCCGACGUCCCCAUCCGGUACCUGGCCGGCGAGUACGUGGCCGAGGAUCUGUGCAUCGAGGCGGCCAAGAAAUGCGGCGUCUCUCCACUAUGUCAGAAUCUCUUCGCCCUGUACGAUCCCGUCCAGCGGCUCUGGGUUCCUCCCAAUCACCUCUUCAAGGUGGACGAGAGCACGGCUCUGAUAUUACAUUACCGCAUGAGGUUCUUCUUCUAUAACUGGCACGGCUCCAACGAGAAUGAGCCUCCUGUCUGGCGCUACUCUCCCGUCAGGAAAACUAGGAAUGGAUACAACUCCAAGAGUGUGGAGGAUGGGACUCCACUGCUGGACGCCAAUUCCUUGGAGUACCUAUUUGCCCAGGGCCAGUAUGAACUGAUCAAAGGCCUGGCUCCCGUGCGAGAUUCCAAAACCGAGAACGAGUUCCACGAGAUUGAGAACGAGUGUCUGGGGAUGGCGGUGCUCGCCAUGACACACGAGGCCCUCCGGCUCAAGAUCCCGCUUCAGGAGAUCUCCAAGGAGAUGAGUUACAAGCAGUACAUUCCGGAGGCUCUGAAUCGUCGCAUCAGACAGCGUAACUUCCUGACCCGUUGUCGGAUCAACAACGUGUUCAAGAGCUUCUUGAAGGAGUUCAACAACAGAACCGUGUCCGACAGCAGAGUCUCCCCCCACGACCUGAAGGUCAAGUACCUGGCCACACUGGAGUCUCUGACUAAGCACUUCGGUGAGGAGAUCUACAAGGCCACCAGCCUGCUGGUGUGCGUGGAGAGCGAGGCCGUGACAGCCGGUCAGUACCAGCCCGUGGAGAAGGAGCAGAAGGAGAGAGAGUACGAGGUGAUGGUCACAGGAGGAGCGGGCAUCAAAUGGAGACGUGUUACCAACGAGCCGGUGGUGAACAACAAGGAGAAAGUGAAGAGCAAGAAAGGGAAGAGCGGGGGGAAGAGUGUGCGGAGCCCGGACACCAAGUCCUCCAGUGAGACCUGGACCAUCUUCUCGGACUUCUUCGAGAUCACUCACAUCGUCAUCAAGGAUUGUAUCGUCAGCAUCAACAAGCAGGACAACAGGAAAAUGGAGGUGACAAUGGCCAGUUACACUGAGGCUCUGUCCCUGGUCUCCCUUAUUGACGGCUAUUUCAGGCUGACGGUUGACGCUCACCAUUACCUGUGCACAGAGGUGGCCCCGCCUUUGGUUGUCCACAACAUUAAAAAUGGCUGCCACGGACCCAUAAGGACGGAAUACGCCAUCGCCAAACUCAAGCUGGAGGGUAACGAGCACGGCAUGUUUGUCCUGCGCUGGAGCUGUACCGAUUUCAACCACAUCCUCAUGACGGUCGCAUGCAAUGCGUCCACUGAGGGCAUGGACAUCUUUGACCGAGUCAACCCGUCGAUGCCGACCAGACACUACAAGAACUUCCAGAUCGAGGUGACGCAAAACACCAGCUACAGGCUGCACGGCUCUGACACCUGCUUCUCCAGCCUCAGGGAACUGAUGAAACACCUCAAAUCCCAGAUCCUCAAAACCGAGGACGUCAGUUUCCAACUCAAGACCUGCUGCCCCCCCAAACCGAGAGAAAUCUCUAACCUGUUGGUGGUGAGAAGAGGCCGGGCACUGGACUCCCAACUUGCUGCCAACAAUACCAACCUCAGCCAGCUGAGCUUCCAUCGCAUCCCCAAGGAGGAAAUCACCCAGUUGGAGCACCUGGGCCGGGGAACGAGGACAAAUAUCUACGCGGGGACUCUGAGCUGCCGGGAAGAGGAGGAGGACGGGGGCAACGUCCAGUACAGCACCAGAGAGAUGAGGGUGGUCCUUAAGAUCCUGGACUCCGCGCACAGAGACAUCUCCCUGCCAUUUUUCGAGACGGCCAGUAUGAUGAGACAAGUGUGUCACAAGCACAUCGUUCUCCUGCACGGAGUGUGUGUCCGCAACCUGGAGAACAUCAUGGUGGAGGAGGUGGUGGAGUUCGGAGCCCUUGACCUGUUUAUGCACCGGAAAAGCGAGCACCUGAGCACGGCCUGGAAAUUCCUGGUGGCCAAACAGCUGGCCAGCGCCCUCAGCUACCUGGAGGACAAGAACCUGGUUCACGGCAACGUUUGCACCAAGAACAUCCUCUUGGCCCGGCAGGGCCUGGAUGGCGACAGCGGCCCCUUCAUCAAGCUCAGUGACCCCGGGGUGCCCAUCACCGUGCUGUCUCGCGAGGAGCGAGUAGAGAGGAUCCCCUGGAUCGCCCCCGAAUGUAUGGACGACACCAAGAACCUGAGCAUCGCCACUGACAAAUGGGGCUUUGGGACCACCCUGUGGUCUGUCUGCUACAACGGGGAGCUGCCCCUCAAGGACAGGAGCCUGGCAGAAAAGGAGAGGUUCUACGAGGCACAUUGUAAGAUGACCCCCCCUGUGUGCUGUAAGGAGUUGGCGGAGCUGAUGCAGCAGUGUAUGAACUACAACCCCCCCGAAAGACCCUUCUUCAGAGCCAUCAUGAGAGACAUCAACAGACUUCAGGAGCAGAAUCCAGACAUUGUUUAUGAGGACCAGCCGAGGGCAGAGAUUGAUCCAACUCAUUUUGAGAAGCGAUUCCUGCGAAGACUCCGAGACUUGGGGGAGGGCCACUUUGGGAAGGUGGAGCUGUGUCGCUACGACCCAGAAGGGGACAACACCGGAGAGCUGGUGGCUGUGAAAUCCCUGAAGCCGGACAGCAGUGAGGAGCACAAGGCAGACCUGAGGAGAGAGGUUCAGAUCCUCAAAACACUCUACCACGAGAACAUAGUCAAAUACAAGGGCAUCUGUACCGAGGAGGGAGGGAGGAGGAUGAAGCUGAUCAUGGAGUAUCUGCCAUCUGGGAGCCUGAAAGAGUAUCUGCCACGGUUCAAGAACAAAGUGACCUACGAGAGCAAACUGCUGUACGCACUGCAGAUCUGUAAGGGGAUGGAGUACCUGGGAUCUCUCCAGUAUGUUCACCGGGAUUUGGCGGCCAGGAACGUGCUGGUGGAGAACGAAAACCGAGUGAAAAUUGGUGACUUUGGGCUGACCAAAGCCAUCCAGACCAACAGGGAGUAUUACACAGUGAAGGACGACCUGGACAGCCCUGUCUUCUGGUACGCCCCCGAGUGUUUGAUUCACUGCAAGUUCUACAUCGCCUCUGACGUGUGGUCAUUCGGAGUCACCUUGUAUGAGCUGAUGACGUCUUGUGAAGCUCAACACAGCCCGAUGAACAUGUUCCUGAAACUGAUCGGCCCGACCCAAGGUCAGAUGACAGUCACCAGGCUCGUUCGAAUCCUGAACGAAGGGAAACGUCUCCCGUGCCCAGACAAAUGUUCCGAAGAGGUUUACAGCCAGAUGAGGAAGUGCUGGGAGGAGAGCCCUAACAACAGGACCACCUUCACCAAUCUGAUUGGGGUCUUCGAGACGCUGCUGGGCAUGAAGGGAAGAGAGAGUGUGCUGCCAGUGAGGGAUCACACAGUCCCAGCCCCCCACAGAGAUCCGCCAUGUGUCUGAGCUCCACACACGGAAACAUUUGUUUGAGCCGUGAGUCAGAGACACACGCCACACACACAUUGGAUUGCCAUCAACUGAUAUUCUGGGCGGGAGGGGUGAGGGAUUGUGGAGGGAGUGAUAUCCCGCCCUUCCUCUUCCCCCCACCCCCCCCCCCUCCAACUUUGAGGGGUGCAGCCCCUGGCUCUUGUGUAUAUAUAGAUUUUUAAAGAAAUAUUUCAGCUGUGGCUGGGAACUCAUCAAACAUUCACGCACGGAAAUGGUAGUGUAGACCUGCCAACUCAUCCCGCAAGUUAAAACAGUUAUAAAAACGUGUUAAGCAUUCUGUGUUAUGCACUUUUCUCCCUCUCUCUCGCUUUCUCUCUCCACCCACCCAAACAUCCUCUCGGAUAUUACUUACCAUUUAUAAAAUGGGAGGGGGGAAACUGGGUGAUCACCCGGGUGUCUGACAUGCGUGGAAACCCAUCACCAGGCUUACGUUUACGAAACCAGACUGUAUAGCUGUGGUUCUAAUGAGAGCAAAUCUGUAUAGAUGUGUAUAUAUGAUACAAUGUGCCUCAUUGAGUGUUUGUAUGCUCUAUGUGCCCUGUUCUGAGCUCUUUUCUUUUGGUGAUCAGCUUUAGUGACAUUUUCUCCUUUAAGGGUACAGCGAGUUGCAAGUUUGUCCUUCUUUACUUCCCCCGGGAGGGAGAAGGAAACACAGCCUGAUUUAUUCACCCCGCCUAACCGUAGGGGCCGAGAGGCUACUUACUGCAGCCCUCAGCUGAAAUCACAACUCCGACCAGGAGGUGGGAAGACAACAUCAACUUGCAUUUAUGUAGCACCCCUCACACGUGGCAAUGUCCCAGGGUGUUCAACAGUGGCGGAGCCCGAUACCGAGCCUGGGUGUGGGGGCGGGGAGGACAGAAUCAGCAUAAUCAUUGAUUUGAACCUCCGCAAACAUUGAGAACCAAAGCCAUGCAAACACUCAAUCCAUGACAGAUGGUCAGGGCUUAGCUGUGAGCGUUCAGUGUGGGAAGGGCUUUCCGUUCUCACAACCCUGCUGUCUUUUCACACAGAAGCAAUGCUGGAGAAGCCUUUCCUCCUUUAUGACCCGAUUAUGUCACAACUAUUUUUCUUUAAUCACGAAUAUCUGGAGGUCGCUGCUGUGCGGAAUUGGCUGCUGUGUUUGGCCAAUAAAAUAUACAUGCAAUUCACUUCACAGGAUAUUCUGUGAAGCACUUUGAGACGUCUCAAAUGAUAAGGCACUAUAUCAAAGGCAAGGAUUAUUCAAGUUUUUUUGUGCAUUAAUUAUCUGUGUUACAUAUUAAUUAUCUCCUGUGUUACAUACUUAAAAAAAAUUAUGUUUACAGUGCAGGGAAUUGUCUGAUUGCCAAUUGAGUCCACACUCUGUCUCUCAGGCCCACUCCACUGCCCUGAACUUAUUGCUCUACACUUGUCAUCUUUUUUAUAAUGCUUUUGCCAUUUUAUAAAUGAAGUGACUGUCGGCUUGAGUUAUCUCCAAAUGGACUUCGUUUUAAUUGCAUUCUUUCUUAUGAAAUAAAAAAAACUCAUAAAACUUG
Callorhinchus milii (elephant shark) is the source of this 5258-nucleotide messenger RNA. It is a transcript of the gene jak1, whose product is annotated as Janus kinase 1. Gene Ontology annotation, cellular component: membrane; cytoskeleton; cytosol. The transcript has 24 exons. The record is from RefSeq and is a predicted model, not a curated record. NCBI's taxonomy places the organism in Eukaryota, Metazoa, Chordata, Chondrichthyes, Chimaeriformes, Callorhinchidae. Gene Ontology annotation, molecular function: cytokine receptor binding; ATP binding; non-membrane spanning protein tyrosine kinase activity. Gene Ontology annotation, biological process: cell differentiation; intracellular signal transduction; cell surface receptor signaling pathway via JAK-STAT. The coding region runs from base 37 to 3699 and encodes 1220 amino acids.